Molecule: messenger RNA, 1675 nt
Organism: Podarcis muralis (Common wall lizard)
Lineage: Eukaryota; Metazoa; Chordata; Lepidosauria; Squamata; Lacertidae
Source: RefSeq, a predicted model, not a curated record
AGAGGGAACAAAGGGGUCCUUCCAUAGUUUUUGGCCCAUCUGAGGCCCAUUCUCAUAUGAUGCCCUGCUUCCUCCACAGGGCCACACCUCCAGGGAUGAGGCUCCAGCGCCUGCUCCUGGGACGAAGAACAACAGACCAUCAUGGUGGUUCCCGGCCCCUGACCCUCGCCUGCCUCACCCUCCGUCCGUUCUCCAUGCGGGCAUGGCUCCUUCCCGGUCCUACUUGGCGCAGAAGCAGCAGCCAAUGUUCCCCCCCCUGUCAAAAGCACCUCCUGAGUUAUUCCGGAGCCGGGGGAGACUUGGGUUGCUGCCUCUGUGCCAGGCCGGCCGGGACAGAGCCCAGACACCCGUACGGAGGAGUUCAGGUUGGGGCAGCUAAUAAGAUCAGGUAGGAGGAAAUGCCCCCUUCCCAGGUCCCCCACCCUCCUGCCCCAUACUGGGGCUAGAGUGGCUGGGAGCCAGGCGCCUGCUGAUGUCUCCGUUUGUUUUGCAGCGAGGAGAAGGUUGAGCCUGGGAGCCGCUGCAUCCCGGGAGGGACUGGAGCCCAAACAAAGGCCUCUCACCCCAGAGCUAAUGGGACAGAGGGAAGGACAAAGACCCCCAUAGGGAGGCAAAGUGUGGAAAGGCUCAGAGUUCAGGCAGGGGGAAAUGCCAAUUGAGUGCUGGAGUGUGUGGGGGGAGCAGGCCUGUCUCGCCCCAGCCCCUCACCCCCCUCCUUCCAAGCCAGGGGUCUGAUCAUUAUGUCCCCAGGCAGGAGCAGCGAUGGUUGGCAGCCACUGGUGACAUGGGCAUGGGCAGCAUGGCAGGGCUGCUUGUUCUGUCCCCCUCCUUCCCUGGUUCACCUCGCCAGCACUCAGGCUGUCACUGCAGAAGUUUGGGGGCUGCUCCCCCCGGGGGCCCUAUGUCUCCACCGCAAGAAGGCCCUGCCUCCACUGGCUUGCCUGCCCAUGGGCUGCUGCCGGGCUCCUCUGUGCCAAACAGGAGAAGGAAAGAAGGAAGAGUGAGGAAGGGAGGGAGCUGGGAAGGCAGCCUGGGGGGGGGGAGAGAAAAUAUUGAGGGCAAUGUGCCCCAGAAGGAAAUCAUUGGGGAUGGCCCAUGGGACCACUGUCCACUAGGGAGUACAAUGUCCUUCUUCCUUCGCAGGGCUGUGGAUUGGGAAAACCUCCAGCAGCCCAGCGGUGCUGGGAAACCCAGUGAAAUUCGGAGCUUCUCAGAAAGGAAGGACAAUGCAGCGGUUGUGGCGCCAGGAAUCACUGGAAGUCGUGGUCCUAAGAGGCUACUGUACCGCAGGGCCCAAAUGGACAAAGGGGUGACGGCCAUGGAAGAUGUGGGCCACGCCUCCAGGGAUGAGGCUCCAGCGCCAGCUCCCGGAAUGAAGAACCGAACAACAUCCCGGCGGUUCCCGGCUGACGUCCCUCGCGGCGCGUCCCCACUGUCCCUUCUCCGCACGGGCAUGGCUCCAUCCCGGCCCAAUUUGGUUCCCUGGCUUGCCUUGUCCACAGAUGUUGAUAGCUUGGCAGGUCCUCAGCUGUGGUCCCCAGAUGAUAUUUUCUGUUGUGAAUUACUAGUUGGUAACUUCCUCUGUUUUUAUUUUCCUUUCUGUCUCACAGGUUCUCAGGCAGGAAGGGCACAGCCAUGGCAGAAACAAAUAUCCCUGGAGAUUGUGGUAUGUUAA